AUGAGAAUAGAAGCUUUCAAAUCCUAUGCAACUCUUUCACUCAUAUGGCUCUUUUCCCUCAUCAUCCUCCGUGCUUUCUUAUCCCGUUGGCGAACUAGAGUGUGCCUUCCCCCAAGUCCCCUGGCGCUUCCAAUACUCGGCCAUCUGCACCUCUUAGCUCCCAUCCCUCAUCAAGCACUCCACAAGCUCUCCCUCCAAUAUGGCCCCCUCAUCUCCAUUCGUUUAGGCUCCGUCCCUUGUGUUGUUGCCUCAUCAGCAGAAACUGCAAAAGAAUUCCUCAAGACUCAUGACAACUCCUUCUCUGACAGGCCCCUGUCAAAAGCUGUUUCCUACCUCACCUAUGGCUCUGCCGACUUCUCCUUUGCCCCCUACAGCUCAUACUGGAGGUACAUGAAGAAGCUCUGCAUGACACAGUUGUUAGGCGGUCGGACACUUGAACAGAACCUUCCUUUGAGGCGCCAGGAGAUUAUAAGACUUAUGAAAACACUGUUUGAGAAAUCAUUGAAGGGUGAGGCAGUCAAUAUAGGUGCAGAGCUUCAGAAAUUGACGAACAAUGUGAUAUGCAGGAUGGCAAUGAGCCGGACAUGCUCAGGAAAUGAUUUGGAGGCAGAGGAGGUUAAAAAGAUCGUAGAAGAGACAGCUGAGCUGACAGGGAAAUUUAACUUGGCAGAUUAUAUAGGAUUCUGCAGGAACUUGGACUUGCAAGGUUUUGAUAAAAGACUGAAAGACUUGCACCAGAGGUUCGACAACAUGAUGGAAGGGAUAUUGAAGGAGAAGGAGGAAAGAAAAGGAAAAGACACCGCUGAGGAAACAAAGAAAGAUUUGCUUGAUAUAAUGCUUGAUAUAGCUGGUGACAGUAAUGCGGAGAUAAAGCUAACAAGAGAAAACAUCAAGGCUUUCAUUUUGGAUAUCUUUGCUGCAGGCACUGAUACAUCAGCAAUCACAGUAGAAUGGGCACUGGCAGAACUCAUCAACCAUCCAAACAUACUCCAGAACGCUAGAGACGAAAUAAACACAGUCAUCGGCUUGAACAGACUGGUCAAAGAAUCCGACAUCCCAAAGCUCCCAUACCUCCAGGCCAUCGUAAAGGAAACUUUAAGGCUUCAUCCAACAGGCCCGAUGAUUGUCCGUGAAUCAACUGAAGGCUGUAAGAUUAAUGAUUAUGACAUCCCUGCAAGAACAAGGCUAUUUGUCAAUGUAUGGGCCAUUGGAAGGGAUCCAAAUCACUGGCCUGAACCACUUGAAUUCAAACCAGAAAGGUUUAUGAAUAGUGAUAAGGAGGUGGAUGUUAGAGGCCAGCACUUCCAUCUGUUGCCAUUUGGCAGCGGUCGAAGAGGCUGUCCAGGCACAUCGUUAGCCUUGCAAGUUAUCCAACCAACGCUCGCUGCCAUGAUACAGUGCUUUGAUUGGAAGGCCGAUAAUGAUCAAGGAAUGGUGGACAUGACAGAGGGACAAGGAUUGACACUACCUCGAGCUCAACCGUUGGUCUGCAGGCCCAUCGCUCUUCUACGUCCUAUGCCAAUCACUUGA
Molecule: messenger RNA, 1530 nt
Organism: Asparagus officinalis (garden asparagus)
Lineage: Eukaryota; Viridiplantae; Streptophyta; Magnoliopsida; Asparagales; Asparagaceae
Product: cytochrome P450 93A3-like
Exons: 3
Coding region: 1-1530 (509 amino acids)
Molecular function (GO): monooxygenase activity; heme binding; oxidoreductase activity, acting on paired donors, with incorporation or reduction of molecular oxygen
Source: RefSeq, a predicted model, not a curated record